This is a messenger RNA of Zootoca vivipara (common lizard), 1825 nucleotides long. Its product is annotated as neuronal acetylcholine receptor subunit alpha-7-like. Gene Ontology annotation, cellular component: postsynaptic membrane. Gene Ontology annotation, biological process: monoatomic ion transmembrane transport. Gene Ontology annotation, molecular function: transmembrane signaling receptor activity; acetylcholine-gated monoatomic cation-selective channel activity. NCBI's taxonomy places the organism in Eukaryota, Metazoa, Chordata, Lepidosauria, Squamata, Lacertidae. The record is from RefSeq and is a predicted model, not a curated record.
AUUGCGAUCCCUCUUAGCCAGAGACUCUCUCCAUCACUCAGAGCUGACAGGAAGACUUCCUUCACGGUGUCUGGUGUCUGCCUAGACUCCUAAUUGUGGCUUGACAAUGCUCACAGAGCGGUGUCUGGGCUUUGUCUAUUCCGGCUUGUACCUCUGGGCAUCCUUGUUCCUGUCUUUCUUUAAAGUCUCCCAGCAAGGUGAAAACCAAAGGCGGCUCUACAGAGAAUUACUGAAGAACUAUAACAGCUUGGAAAGGCCGGUAGUGAAUGACUCACAGCCCCUGGUGGUGGAGCUGCAACUGUCAUUGCUGCAGAUAAUUGACGUGGAUGAAAAGAACCAGGUCUUGAUAACAAAUGCUUGGCUACAGAUGUCCUGGAUGGACACGUAUUUGUCAUGGGAUCAGUAUGAAUAUCCAGGAGUUCAGAAUUUAAGAUUCCCAUCUGAUCAAAUUUGGGUACCAGACAUUCUUCUGUACAACAGUGCAGACGAGAGAUUUGAUGCGACGUUUCACACAAAUGUUCUAGUGAACUAUUCGGGAUCUUGCCAGUAUAUCCCUCCAGGCAUCUUGAAGAGCACAUGCUACAUUGAUGUCCGCUGGUUUCCUUUUGAUGUGCAGAAAUGCGAUUUGAAGUUUGGCUCUUGGACACACAAUGGCUGGCUGCUUGAUCUGCAGAUGCUUGAAGCUGAUAUUUCCAAUUACAUAUCCAACGGAGAAUGGGAUUUAGUGGGUGUCCCAGGUAAAAGGAACGAGUUGUACUAUGAGUGCUGUAAGGAGCCAUAUCCGGAUGUGACUUACACUGUGACAAUGCGCCGCCGCACCCUCUACUAUGGAUUGAACUUACUGAUUCCAUGCGUCCUCAUAUCAGGCUUAGCGUUGCUUGUUUUCUUGCUGCCAGCUGACUCUGGAGAGAAAAUAUCCUUGGGUAUUACGGUCCUCCUGUCUCUCACAGUUUUCAUGCUGCUUGUUGCCGAGAUCAUGCCUGCCACCUCAGAUUCCGUCCCCUUGAUAGCACAAUAUUUUGCAAGCAUCAUGGUCAUCGUCGGCUUAUCUGUGGUGGUGACGGUUCUCGUUCUCCAGUUCCAUCAUCACGACCCUCAAGCUGGAAAGAUGCCCCAAUGGGUUCGUGUAGUUCUGCUGAACUGGUGUGCUUGGUUUUUGAGAAUGAAAAAACCUGGCGAGAGCUUAAGACCCCUUUCUUGCAAAUACAGCCACUCUAGACACCAGUCAAGUGUCAGCAGCGUAGAAAUGAAUGUCUUACCAGGACACCAGUCUAGCAAUGGCAACGUGAUCUACAGCUACCAUGUCAUGGAAAACCCUUGCUGCCCACAGAACAGUGAUAUGAGCGAUAAGGGUGGAAAAGGUCCCAGUUCUUCACCUGAAGAUGCUGAGCUUACUCAAAGGAAAGUUUUAAUGGACACUAUCCCAGUGAUUGUGAAAAUCUUGGAAGAAGUUCAAUUCAUUGCAGCCCGUUUCAGAAAACAGGAUGAAGGGGAAGAAAUCUGCAGUGAAUGGAAGUUUGCUGCUGCUGUCAUAGACAGAUUGUGCCUCGUGGCGUUUUCACUCUUUGCCAUCAUCUGCACGCUCACAAUACUAAUGUCUGCUCCGAAUUUCAUUGAAGCUGUUACAAAAGAUUUUACAUAAGCAUCUCAGAAACCAACAGAAAACUCCCAAAGGUUAUUGUGGAUUACGAAUUGAUGCCAUUAAUUUUGUUAAACAAUGAGAUUUUAAAAUUGGGAAGUGCACUUUGUGUGCCAAAUUCAAUAAAGGAAAGGAGUUGGAAUGAAUUUCAGCAUCCAGUUGUCUCCCCCAAUGUUAGAGAUUACA